Molecule: messenger RNA, 857 nt
Organism: Neofelis nebulosa (Clouded leopard)
Lineage: Eukaryota; Metazoa; Chordata; Mammalia; Carnivora; Felidae
Product: atherin-like
Exons: 4
Coding region: 1-384 (127 amino acids)
Source: RefSeq, a predicted model, not a curated record
AUGGCGUGCGCGGCGGCGGCGGCGGCGCAAGCUGAGGCGGCGGUUGGCGGCGGCGGAGGUCAAACUCCCACAAUGCAGCCGGGUAAACAGCCAUGGAGGAGGAGGCGGCGGCGCCCGCGGCCGCCCGCUCCGACGCCUGAGCCGCGCCGCGCCGCGCCGCCGCCGCCGCCGCCGCGGGACCCGCGCUCCCCGCGCCCCCCGCACUGCCCGGGGGCGGCCGCGGCCGGCGCCUGUGGGGGGCGAGGCCGGCGGGCGGCGGCGGCCCCGGCUACAGCCCCGGCCCCCGCCGCCCCCCCCCCCCCUGCCGCCCCCGCCCGGCCCACGCCCAGAGGCCGCCCCGGAGGCCGCCGCCAGCCGCCAGGGCCUCAGUCUCCUCAUAUGUAAGAUGUUGGCAAUACAGGGGCGCCUGGCUGGCUCCCUCAGUAGAGCACACAUGCAACUCUUGAUCUCAGGGUCACGAGUUCAAGCCCCGUUGGAUGUAGAGCUUACUGAAUGAAUGAACAAAUGAACGGAUGAAUGAAUGGAAAUGCAGGCAAUACCUUGAUCUGAACAGAAUUAAGAAGAAAGAACUUCCACAAUCAUAGCAGAUGAAGAUCCACUGGUAAAUCAAUCAGAAAUUUUGGCCUGCCCGCCAAGAAAAAGCAGAGAAGUUGGCCACCUCUAUCAUGCCAGAUGUUCCAGAUAAAAAACACGAAACCCUUUUUCUCCCCACCUAGAGAAAGCACCUGUAAGCAAACAACUAUGACAGACGUGCCACAAGAGUGCUAUUAUUGCCACGUGAAACAUGAUCAAAAUCCUUGUUUCUGUCACAGGCUUCAGAUUCUCACGUCAGUUUGAAAUAACAGAGCACUUACUGA